UAUGUCAUCACUUCCGUAAAACGAGAACUUAUGUUUAUUCUUUGUACCAAUUAGCUUCUGCUAGCUGAGAGCGGUGCACAUUAAAGCCAACAGCAAGCUAACCGUUUGGCUGCAGUUUGUUACGGGCAGCGGCUUCAGCAAUGGCCUGUUUUGGUUAGCUAAUGCCACUGAGUUGCAGACACUUUUCCCGCUUUAAAGUUACGGCUUAGCUGCCACUUUGUUGUUGUUUUUGUUUUGUUUUUUUAACGAUGCUGAGCAGCGUUGCCUUGCGGGCUCAGAUUGCCUCCAUAAUCGAUGUCCUGUCCAAAGCAGCCGUGGCAGAAAUCGCCAAAGUUGUGGAGGAUGGCGUGGUGGAGUUGCGGCUGGAAAUGUGUCAGCGUGAAAAUGACAUCAAGAAGCUGAAGAGCAACAUUGAGGUUCUGCACGACGAGCUGAGAUCACUGCAGGAGAGAGUGACCCUGCGACCUGGCAGCCAUGGCAGAGGUGAUCGUCACAAUGAUGUUGGUGAUGAGAGGAGCAUGCUUGAGCAGGGGCCCGCUGAUAAGGGCCCGAACAGCCUGUCCAUACCUGGGGUGCAGGUGAAAUGCGAACCUGUGGAGGAAGGAAGUGAAGAGGCCAGAGAUGAAGAACCGGGCUCGUAUGACAGGGACAGUGCCCAGUGGAGGUUGACAACACAAACUCCGACAGGACGCAACAACUCCGACUAUUUAAACCUAGGGCAGAACCCCGUGUCGUGUCUCCCUGAAUCUUCUCUGGACACGAGACUGGCGGCGCCCUUCAGCAGCUCCUCUGGGUGUCAGCAGAGCGCGUUCGGCCGCGGGCUGCUGGGAUACAGUCCGUACCGUAACUCGUACAACAUGGCGCGGAGGAGGACGGCAAAGAGGUUAAUGUUUAAGAAGGGUUUCAUCUGUCCAUACUGCGGUAAAUGUUUUGAGCGAGCCGGGCACCUGGAGAGGCAUAAAAGGAUCCACACCGGCGAGAAACCCUACCGCUGCGAGAUAUGCGGGAGACGCUUCAAUCAGAAAUGCAGCCUAAAGGAGCACAUGAAGAUACACAGAAGAUGUAUUGAGCCCAGUCCACUUGAGAUCAAAGUGGGUGAAGAGAAACCGACUCCCGAGGGGAAUCCACGUGCCGACACUCGUCGCACGGAAGAAGAGAGCCAGGGGGACGCUGAGGACGGCCUACCUAAGAACGAGGAUAAUCUCACAACACCCGUACACGUCAAAUCUGAACCCGCGGAGAACAACCUAUCGCAACCGGCUUUUCACGGAGGAACCGAUCAGACGGGGGACAACCUCAGUGAGAACUUCCCAACCUUUGAGAGAGACAGCCAGCAGUGGUUGACCAGAUUACACGGGCAAAACCACUCGGAGAUCAGCGGUGCAGAGUAUCUGGGCGGCUCGGCCUUCCCGGGGAUAGCUCAGUUACUGCCGCCGCCAGUCGAAGCUUCUUGUAGCACGUUCUCCUUUCCAGGGAAAUCGUACGGGGAACUCAAACGCAACGCGGUCCCCCAAACACCGUACGAGUCCCCAGACACGCUGCUAUCAAGCGAGGCGGGCUUGCACGGAAUGGCGGCAGCCGCGCUGAGUCACCACAGACCUGGAACCAGGUUGAUUCAGAUGAUCAAACCAAAGAAAAGCUUUGUCUGCUCAUACUGCGGCAAGGUCUUUGAGCGCGUCGGCCACCUCGACAGACACUUACGAAUUCAUACCGGGGAGAAGCCGUACGGUUGCCAUAUCUGCGGGAGGUGCUUCAAUCAGAAGAGUAGCCUCAAGGGCCACAUGAAGACGCACAGGAACGGGGAGAACGCAGACGUGCCGGAGGCCCAUCACCUGAUGUUUACGAUGCCCGAUAGCCAGCCGUUGAAGAACCUGGCGGAAGCCAAGACCGGACUGGCAGCUUCAGAGGAACAGUUCCUGGGCACCGCGUACGGCGAGGCAGCUGCUGAGCAAACAGUGAUGGUCAAGCUGGAGCCAAACGGGGAGGAUUUCCAAACUCUAUUGACUGAUAACGGCACCGGAGCACCCGGCCACAGGCAGCAGUGGACAUCGGUGAUAGAGAAGAGUAGUGGUCCUGACCAAACGGUCUGCGUGCUUUUACAUGAUGCCAAGGAUCACCUCAGUCCUGCUGCUGGAGCAGCCAACGGGCAGCAGGGAUUUACAUCGCCGAUAAGGGAUCUGCCUUUUCUAGACGACAAAGAAAAGGAAGAAACGGUGCACAAUAAUCAGUAUUCUAUGAUGGGUAUGCAAUCAAGAAGCUCUGAUAUGACUCUGGCACCUGAGCUGCAAGAUCACCAUACUGCACCCGAUGCAGCUGUGAAUGAGUACACGGCACUGAGUGAUAGGACUCGCGAGGGAGGUGUGUUUGAAUUUAUAUGA
This is a messenger RNA of Etheostoma spectabile (orangethroat darter), 2378 nucleotides long. RefSeq names its product zinc finger and BTB domain-containing protein 24. Gene Ontology annotation, molecular function: DNA-binding transcription factor activity, RNA polymerase II-specific. Lineage: Eukaryota; Metazoa; Chordata; Actinopteri; Perciformes; Percidae. The transcript has 4 exons. The record is from RefSeq and is a predicted model, not a curated record. Gene Ontology annotation, biological process: regulation of transcription by RNA polymerase II. Bases 249 to 2378 code for a protein of 709 amino acids. Gene Ontology annotation, cellular component: nucleus.